Effrenium voratum is the source of this 276-nucleotide messenger RNA. Lineage: Eukaryota; Dinophyceae; Suessiales; Symbiodiniaceae. The record is from the annotation of a GenBank genome assembly.
AUGCUGGCCCCAAAGGUGGCGCCAGCGGAGCGGGAGGUGGUAACCAACCACUGGGCAGGAGAGGAGCCCGAGCCGGUGUCGGCAGUGCCCCGGAUCGGCCGAGUCAAAGGAUCGGCCCGGCGCUUCACGCUGCGGCACAUGCGCCCCAAGACCGCGGAGGUGGCCUCGCCCGCCGCGGCGGCCAGCAAGGGCUUCGCCAGCAACCACCCGGCGCGGCGGUUUAGACCCGGGGAGGGGGAUCCUGGACGGGGGUUGGGGCGGGAGGGCGAGUCCUAG